Drosophila hydei is the source of this 639-nucleotide messenger RNA. Its product is annotated as zinc finger protein 684. The coding region runs from base 1 to 639 and encodes 212 amino acids. Gene Ontology annotation, cellular component: nucleus. The transcript has 2 exons. Gene Ontology annotation, molecular function: DNA-binding transcription factor activity, RNA polymerase II-specific; transcription cis-regulatory region binding. Gene Ontology annotation, biological process: regulation of transcription by RNA polymerase II. The record is from RefSeq and is a predicted model, not a curated record. NCBI's taxonomy places the organism in Eukaryota, Metazoa, Arthropoda, Insecta, Diptera, Drosophilidae.
AUGUCGAAGAUCGGUAGAAAUCAAACUGAUUGUAUACCAGAUAUUUUUGAGCUGUUGCCAAUUCGCGAAUACCGUUGCGAAUUUGAUUGCGGCAAGGUGUUUAAGAACCGUAGUCCCUACGAGUUGCAUCUGCAGAAGAAACAUGGUGUUGAUAUCCAGGAAAAUGUAAGCCAGUCCUUUCGAUGUCCUGUAGGCGACUGCGAUUACGUCGGGGCACGUCUUGGUCUGCUACGUCGGCACUAUCAGAGCCAUCAUAUGGAGAAGAAAUACGAGUGCAGUGCCUGUAAUCGUAAAUUUCUCUUGGAGUCGCGAUUCCUGAAACACAGAUGCGAAGAGCAAAUCUACAACUGCCACAAUUGCCUGAAGUUCUUCCACUUAUUGAGCAUGCGAAAUAGACAUGUCAAGCGUUGUGUUAAGAGAUCUUUUACUCCCAUCCCAUCCCACCCUAUCAGCAAGGCAGAAAGCUUAGAGAAAGUUGGCGAGAGUGUUCAUUGUGUGGGCUCCCAAACAGACGACGAAUUAACUAUCGAUGAAUUCGAACAACUGCUACAAAAUAUUGAAAAUAAAGUUGUUAAGGAUCCCGCAUUGAUCGAGGAAUUGGCAGCUUUAACCCCGCUGCUGCAGAGCUUGCAGUCUUAA